Trichechus manatus latirostris (Florida manatee) is the source of this 6981-nucleotide messenger RNA. RefSeq names its product thyroid hormone receptor associated protein 3 (gene THRAP3). Gene Ontology annotation, molecular function: DNA binding; transcription coregulator activity. The transcript has 12 exons. Gene Ontology annotation, cellular component: mediator complex. Lineage: Eukaryota; Metazoa; Chordata; Mammalia; Sirenia; Trichechidae. Gene Ontology annotation, biological process: positive regulation of transcription by RNA polymerase II. The coding region runs from base 3146 to 6013 and encodes 955 amino acids. The record is from RefSeq and is a predicted model, not a curated record.
AGAAAAUAAAUUACAAAUUGAGAAAAGUGAUGUGGAGGUAUCAAGCUGGGGACUCUUGAAAAACACUAAAAAGGGGGAGGGCUAAGUGUGGUUAGAUAAGUUCUUUUUGGGGAGCAUGAGGAGCCAGUUUUGUAGAGUGUCAAAGGGAGAGCAUUCCAGGUGGAUGGAACAGCAAGUGCGAACACUGAAGGAUGGGAAGCUUUUAGGGUUCUUUCAGAACUGAAGGGACGCCAAGUGUGGCUGACGCCUAGUGAGAAGGAUGAGUUGGAGAGGUAAGCAGAGGUGAGAUUGUUUAGGGAAGCCAUUUGAAGAGUGGGAGAAGGGGAAGUUGCCAUCUGAUUUAUAUUUUAAGUCACUUUCACGGAGGUUUGGAAAAUGGAUUGUAGGGGAUAUUAAUUGAGAGGGUAUUAUACUGGUUCUGAAGGAGCUCUAGUGGCGCAGUGGUUAAAGCGCUUGGCUGCUAACCAAAAGGUUGGCAGUUUGAACCCACCAGCCACUCUGUGGGAGAAAGAUGCGACAGUCUGCUCCUGUAAAGAUUACAGCCUUGGAAACAUUAUGGGGCAGUGCUACUCUGUCCUACAAUAUCGAGUCGGAAUGGCUUGACAGCAGUUGGUUUGGUGUUUUUGGGUUUUGUGCUGGUCCUCGCUGGAGAUGUUAGUGGCCUGAAUUAGAGUGGUGGAGUAGAGAUGUAGUGAUGAGGAGAAGCAGAGGGUUUGAAGAUUAAGUCUGUUAAUACUCUGUAGAGCAGGACAUUCUUAAUUUAUGGCCCAUGGACUCCAGGGGGCCUAUGAACUUGUAAAAUUUUUGUGAGAGGGGUGCAUUUUUCAAAGAAGGUGUCUUUACCUUUCAUCAUAUUCAUUAGAGUCUUAAUAAUUUAAGAACCACUGCUUUAGAAUCUGUAAUGCGGGUUUAUAACCCUUAAAAGAGUAAUUGCCCAAGGCUUUCCAGUGUAGUAACAGAUGUGUAGCCUUUCUAAGACAUUCACUUUCUUAGUCUUUCAAGGGAAUUUCUUUUUUAUUUUUUUAAAGGAGAAAUAUGGAAGUUAAAUGCUGUAGGAUAGAAAUAGUCUCUUAGUUUCUUUUUGUCUAGAAGUGAGGGCCUGAUUAUGCACAAAUUUAUGAAAAUUAGUAAGAACUCAGUUUCAAAAAAACCCAUUUCUUGAUGUUUUCACCCACUGGGUUUUGUUUACGGUUCCUAUUUUACUGGCUGAAAUGGAGCACCUUAGUGUAUGAAGAGUAAGAUGAUUUUCUUCUUACUUUCGUUCAACAAUUAGGGGUUUCAGAUAGAUAUUCAUAUCUUUUGUAGUAUAUUUUAGAUGAAUCAAAUACUAGAUGAUAGUGUCUUUUUGGAUGCACACGAUGCACUUUCUGCCCUGAAGUGCUGCUCUAUCCCUGAAAGAACCAUAUAUUUUUCUUUUUAUAGCAGAGCUUGAAGUCUGAAGGCAUGUAGACUAAAUCCAGACUGCAGAUGUGUUUUGUUUGGCCCAAACGGUGUUGUAAAUUUGAAUUAGUUGUCAACAUUUAAAAACAGGGAGAUUUCAUAUAAACAUGUGGAUACAGGCUGCUCUUGAAAAAUCAGACCUGGCAGCUGAGGGCCUGUAUUUCUGCGUUGUGACAGAGAUCUUCUGUAGUUGGGCAUGUCCUUUCCAGUUUGCCACAGACCCCACCACAGCUGACAUGUAUCCCUGGCAUGGGGCAGUUGCUGUUUAUCAUUUUACACUUUUAUGUUACUUGUCUGUUGUAGACAUUUGAAUUUGCUGCCUCUGUUCUGGGUAUAUGAUACAGGUCUUUACACCCACCACUCAAAGUUAUUCUGUUAUCUUAACCAUCACCAUUUUUGUUGUCUGUCUUGGUGCCUUAUUCCCUUCGUUUCUUCUAAAAAGACAAUUUUAGGUAAUUUUGGGAAAGGGAAGUGAAGCAGAGGGAGGCAAAGAACCAAAAUACUGAAUUAUUUUGUUUCCAAACUGAAGAGACCCAAGGACUUCUAGGAAGGAUAACUACAUUGCUAAAAAGGAUAACUACAUUGAUUAGGUUCCUGCCCAUGCCUGUUAGCUGGCGGAUGUGCAGGGUCCUCAUUUUUGUUCUGCCUGGUUUGCUUUGUAGCAUCUGGGAUGUUGUAACUGCAUAACUUGGCCAGUCUCAGAAGAUAGAAGGCCAAGCAAAGAUAUGUUGCUGAAUGUCUGAAUCAAAGACUUUUGGCUCCCGUCCCAGGGCAUAAGAACCAAAGUUAUUUUAUUAUUAUUAUUUUUUUAAUAAUGUGCCUCUUCUUUGCUUUCAGUAAUAGUUUGUGAUUUUUUGGAGGGGUUAAUAAUUGUGAACUUUCUAUAUUUUAGUAAAAAGACGGGCAUAAGCAGAGGAUUGAGAGAGGAAGUCAAAGAGGCGAGACUGUUUUUUAAAGUUACUCAGGAGAUUUCUUUUUUCCAGGGCUUUCUACUACAUCAGGGCUUCCCAGAAGAUGGCCCCAGUUUAGCUAAAGGCUGUGUCCUAGGGUCUUAACUAAAUCUGCCUUUGGCUUCCAGACUAUGAGCUAUCAGAAAAGACUUUAAAAUGAAGGAGAACGAGAAAGUUGGUCAGAUACCAGAGUGGGGUUCCCAAUAGAAAAAUAAAGAAUUGGGUAAACAAGAAAUUCUUGUUUCGGGCAUAAUAAUGUGAUCCUUCACAAAGCCUUGCUUUGUUUAUGUAUGCUUAAGUUCUUACUGCUUAACUGUCUUGUUUCUGUGUCACUGUGAACAGCCUUAAAACAGACCAGUGAGUUAGGGAAAUUUUUUUUCUUUUUACUACAUGGGUAAAUGUACAUGAAAACAUUGUAAACUCUAAAUGCGAUGUGUGUGAGAUGUUGUAAUUAUUGUUUUUACGAUGCAGAAUUUAUCGAGUUUGAAGAGCUUCUGAUUUAUUCUUUCAUCCUUUUGACUGAAGCGGUGUGGACAGAUUUCAUCAAGCAACAUAGUCUUCCUCUGUCCCUUUCCGAAAGUGCUUAAUGUCAAGGUCAUUAGCUUACCUUUUAAUGGAUUGUAACCUGACUUUGUAAAUUGGAGAAGCCAGUGGCACUGCCAGUGUUUUUUGAGGUAGUGUCUGCUUGGGAUCCAGUGCAAGUUGUAUCAUUGUUCAAAUUAAGGUAUAAUUGAAAAGUGACCCUCCCUUCAGAGAUGUCAAAAACAAACAAGUCCAAGUCUGGAUCUCGCUCUUCUCGUUCAAGAUCUGGAUCAAGGUCUCGUUCUCGUUCAUUUUCAAAGUCUCGGUCCCGGAGCCGAUCUGUGUCUCGUUCUAGGAAGCGCAGGCUGAGUUCUAGGUCUCGUUCCAGAUCAUAUUCUCCAGCUCAUAACAGAGAAAGAAAUCACCCAAGAGUAUAUCAGAAUCGUGAUUUCCGAGGUCACAACAGAGGCUAUAGAAGGCCCUAUUAUUUCCGUGGGCGCAACAGAGGCUUUUAUCCAUGGGGCCAGUAUAACCGAGGAGGCUAUGGAAACUACCGCUCCAAUUGGCAGAAUUACCGGCAAGCGUACAGUCCUCGUCGGGGCCGUUCCCGAUCCCGGUCCCCAAAGAGAAGGUCUCCUUCACCAAGGUCCAGGAGCCAUUCUAGAAACUCUGAUAAGUCUUCCUCUGACAGGUCAAGGCGCUCCUCAUCCUCUCGUUCUUCCUCCAACCACAGCCGAGUUGAAUCUUCUAAGCGCAAGUCUGCAAAGGAGAAAAAGUCCUCUUCCAAGGAUAGUCGGCCAUCUCAGGCUGCUGGGGAUAACCAGGGUGACGAGGCCAAGGAGCAGACAUUCUCUGGAGGCACCUCUCAAGAUACAAAAGCAUCUGAGAGCUCGAAGCCAUGGUCAGAUGCCACCACCUACGGCACUGGUUCUACAUCAAGGGCCUCAGCUGCUUCUGACCUGAGUCCCCGGGAGCGAAGCCCCGCUCUCAAAAGCCCUCUCCAGUCUGUGGUGGUGAGGCGGCGGUCACCCCGUCCUAGCCCUGUGCCAAAACCUAGCCCUCCACUAUCCAGCACAGCCCAGAUGGGCUCAACUCUGUCAAGUGGUGCUGGAUAUCAGGCUGGGACACACCAAGGUCAGUUUGACCAUGGCUCUGGGUCCUUGAGUCCAUCCAAAAAGAGCCCUGUGGGUAAGAGUCCGCCGGCCACUGGCUCCAUGUAUGGCUCGUCUCAGAAGGAGGAGACUGCUGCUUCAGGAGGAGCAGCCUACACAAAGAGGUAUUUAGAUGAGCAGAAGACAGAGAAUGGAAAAGAUAAGGAACAGAAACAGACAAAUACUGAUAAAGAGAAAAUGAAAGAAAAAGGGAGCUUCUCUGACACAGGCUUGGGUGAUACAAAAAUGACAUCUGAUCCAUUUGCUCCCAAAACUGAUGCUGAGAAGCCUUUCCGGGGCAGUCAGUCUCCCAAAAGGUAUAAGCUGCGAGAUGACUUUGAGAAGAAGAUGGCUGACUUCCACAAGGAGGAGAUGGAUGACCAAGAUAAGGACAAAGCUAAAGGGAGGAAGGAAUCUGAGUUUGAUGAUGAACCCAAAUUUAUGUCAAAAGUCAUAGCAGGUGUAAACAAAAACCAGGAGGAGGAGAAGUCAGGCAAAUGGGAAGGCCUGGUGUACGCACCUCCAGGGAAAGAAAAGCAGAGGAAAACCGAGGAGUUGGAGGAGGAGUCUUUCUCAGAGAGAUCCAGAAAGGAGGAUCGGGGAGGGGCCAAGAGAAGUGAGAGUGGGCACAGAGGAUUUGUGCCUGAAAAGAAUUUCCGAGUGACCGCAUACAAAGCAGUCCAGGAGAAAAGCUCAUCACCUCCCCCAAGAAAGACCUCUGAGAGCCGAGGCAAAGGAGACUUUUCCACAGGGAAGUCUUCCUUUUCCAUUACUCGAGAAGCCCAGGUCAAUGUCCGGAUGGACUCUUUUGAUGAGGACCUUGCACGACCCAGUGGUUUAUUGGCUCAGGAACGCAAGCUUUGUCGGGAUUUAGUCCAUAGCAACAAAAAGGAACAGGAAUUUCGUUCCAUUUUCCAGCAUAUACAGUCAGCUCAGUCUCAGCGCAGCCCCUCAGAAUUGUUUGCUCAGCAUAUAGUGACUAUUGUUCACCAUGUUAAAGAGCAUCACUUUGGGUCCUCAGGAAUGACGUUACAUGAACGCUUUACUAAAUACCUAAAGAGAGGAACUGAGCAGGAGGCAGCUAAAAACAAGAAAAGCCCAGAGAUACACAGGAGGAUAGACAUUUCCCCCAGUACAUUCAGAAAACAUGGUUUGGCUCAUGACGAGAUGAAAAGUCCUCGAGAACCUGGCUACAAGGCUGAGGGAAAAUACAAAGAUGAUCCUGUUGAUCUCCGCCUUGAUAUUGAACGUCGUAAAAAACAUAAAGAGAGAGAUCUUAAACGAGGUAAAUCAAGAGAAUCAGUGGAUUCCCGAGAUUCAAGCCAUUCAAGGGAAAGAUCAGCUGAGAAAACAGAGAAAACUCAUAAAGGAUCAAAGAAGCAGAAGAAGCACCGGAGAGCACGAGACAGGUCCAGGUCCUCAUCCUCUUCUUCCCAGUCAUCCCACUCCUACAAAGCUGAAGAGUACACUGAGGAGACAGAGGAGAGAGAGGAGAGCACCACAGGCUUUGACAAAUCAAGACUUGGGACCAAAGAUUUUGUGGGUCCAAGUGAAAGAGGAGGAGGCAGAGCUCGAGGAACCUUUCAAUUUCGAGCCAGAGGGAGAGGCUGGGGCAGAGGCGGCUACUCUGGUAACAAUAACAACAACAGCAACAAUGAUUUUCAAAAGAGAAACCGGGAAGAGGAGUGGGACCCAGAGUAUACACCCAAAAGCAAGAAGUAUUACUUGCAUGACGACCGCGAAGGCGAAGGCAGCGAGAAGUGGGUGAGCAGGGGCCGGGGCCGAGGAGCCUUUCCCCGGGGUCGGGGCCGGUUCAUGUUCCGGAAAUCCAGCACCAGCCCCAAAUGGGCGCAUGACAAGUUCAGUGGGGAGGAAGGGGAGAUUGAAGACGACGAGAGUGGGACAGAGAACCGAGAAGAGAAGGACAAUCUACAACCCACAACCGAGUAGGGGCCACUCUGACAGGAGCCCCUGCCCAGGGGAGAGAGGCGCUGGGAAGAUGGCUGGUGAGGAGCUAAACAGGAGCCUCAAAAAGAUUCUGAAAAUACCCACCCACCAACCCACCACCAGCCUUGCAGAAUCCUACUACAGCCAAAAGCAUCCCUGGCGCUGUGUCCCACUGGACUGAGGAGGCUGGCCUUGGAGCCUGGGGCCAGGCCCAGCUCUUGAGCAAAACACAACACAUAAUGGGCUUUAGCUGUGUUUCUCAUUUGUUGUUGGUGUGUGGGGUAGGGGCUGGGGUGGGGAGGGGAGAACAAUGCUUGGAUUUUGGUUUGUUCCCUAUUAGAAACCAACAGUUUUUACUUUGAUUUCAUUUGGAGCUAAGAGGAAUAAUUUGAUUAUUUUCGAUCUCUUCCUCCCCUUCCUGAUUUUAAAAGCCCUUCUUUUUUUUAGGCAUAUGUAGUAACAUUAGCAAAAAAGAUUUUAAUUUGGGCAACUUUGAUUCUUAAAACAGAAAACAAAGCAUGUGAAUAAACAUUUAAGUGUUCACCUCAGUUUGGGACCAAACUGCUUGGAUCUUUGUAGAAACUGGUUUUGUAUGUCAUGGAGGAGUUCAAGGUCUUUCUGACCACCUUGUGUUCCCCUUUUCUGCGUAGCCACUUGGUGGCUACUCCUAACCACACCCUACGCUGCCCCCUCCAUCUUUUCUGAUUUCUUCUGGGCUGGACUGCCCAUCCUCCACCAGCAGCUCCAGUAUCCCAAACUUUCUAGUCUUGCUGAUCCUCUCAGCAACCGGGGUGGAAACUGGAGGGCAGUUUCUGGUCUGUUUUCUAAGAAACUUCUGAAUUCUAUUAUCUUUACAAAUAUAAGAUGAGAAAAUAAUUUUUUCGAUAUUUUUUAUUAAUCUUUUUAUAAAGAAACUCCUAUGAUCGAUUAAGGAAGGUGGUCGUGGCUGGGUGGUUCGUGGGGUGGUUUUU